AAAAGCUUAUAUCUCCAGAUCACUGUGGUAUGGGGCAACCAGGUCCACCGUCCAUAUGAUCUGCCUCUGUCUCAUGAGAUAGUAACUGCGCAUUAUCAGUACAUGUUUCUAUGAAAAAUUCAUAAUUUUCAGAAGGGUAUUGGACAAAAUGGGCUCUGUUCAUGCCAAAUCACCUCCUCAAAUGAGGAAUAUGACUCAGGAAAAUUGGAAACCAUUGGAUGAAGUAAAAGCUCGUGUAGACAAAAUUCAUUUUGAUGGAAUUAAACGAACUAAAGAUGAUGUCUUCCUUCAAGUAAUUGGAGAUCUUUUGAAGGCUCAAAACGUUCAAGAAGUAGUCUUAAGGGCCCAUGGCGUAAGACAACAACUGGAAACUCUUCAGGCAUUUAAAAGCAUUGACAUUAUUCUUGAUACUAGUAAAGGUCCCGAUGCAACACCUGAUGGAUUAGAAGUUAUUUUUAAUAUCAGAGAAAAAUCUAGAAUUGAUGGUAACAUUAACGUAUUAGCUGGAAAUAAUGAAGGCAGUUUACUUUUUAGAUUUUUACUUCCAAAUAUGUUUGGAAGAGGUGAAGCUCUAUCUGCUGAUUAUGAAUAUGGUAAAAAGACUGUUGGUUUCAAUGUAACAUCUACUAAACCAUUCUUAAAUUGGGCUAAACCUAGACUAAAUCAGUUUCUUUUUGGACAGACUACUGAAUAUCCAUGGAGUGGUUACCAAGAAAAAAUAAGAGGCCUUGGAGUUGAAUUUAUGUUUGAAUCAUCACCUCAAGUACAGCAUUCUUUAAAAUGGGAAGGAGUGUGGAGAAAUCUUCGCUGUCUUUACCCUGUAGUUCCUUUUGAAAUAAGGGAAGAAGCUGGCCAUAGUGUGAAAUCAUCUUUGAAGCAUAUUUUAUGUAUGGAUCAGAGAGAUGAUCCUUGUCUUCCUACUCGUGGCAGUUAUUUUCGUUUAUAUCAAGAAUAUGCUGGACUUGGUGGUAAUGUCAGUUUCCUUAAGCAUGAAAUUCAGUACCAAAUAAACAAAUGCGUUUUAGGUGAUUUAGUUUUACAAUCAACAUUAAUGGGUGGUUUAGUUCGUACCAUAGGAACUGAUCAGUCUGUAAGAAUUAAUGAUAGAUUCUUUCUAGGUGGACCAUUAUCUGUAAGGGGUUUCUCUAUGAAUGGCAUUGGUCCCCAAACUCAAGAUUAUUUUCUUGGGGCUGAAGGUUACUGGGCGGGAGGCCUUCAUGCAUAUUCACCUUUGCCUUUUCGUCCUCUGAAGCAAGUUCUUGACAAAAUAUGUAGAAUACAUAUAUUUUUGAAUACAGGAAACAUUGGUAAUUUUGUUUUUACUGACGAUUACCAUGAUAAUGCAAUGGUGCUUCUUUCAGGUCUAAGGUGGUCAUGUGGGAUUGGUUUAGUUUUCUCUGUUGCAAGUGUGGCUAGAUUUGAAUUAAACUGUUGUAUGCCUUUAUCGAGCCAGUCUGGUGAUAAAAUUAAAGAAGGCCUUCAGUUUGGCAUAGGCGUUAAUUUCCUGUAAAUGUAGUUAAAAAUAACACUUUGGAAUGAGCAAUUAGCAUAUUUUAGUAAAUGUCUGAAAAUAAUGUAUCUUAUAAAAACAUUUAAUUUAUUAUUUUUCAAGUUUAUUAUAGAGUUAGAAAUGUUAUUUUAAUAUAGAGGCUUUCUCUAACUCAGAAAUAAAUGAAUAGUUAUGGUUUAUUUU
Molecule: messenger RNA, 1693 nt
Organism: Stegodyphus dumicola
Lineage: Eukaryota; Metazoa; Arthropoda; Arachnida; Araneae; Eresidae
Product: sorting and assembly machinery component 50 homolog B-like
Biological process (GO): protein insertion into mitochondrial outer membrane; mitochondrial respiratory chain complex assembly
Cellular component (GO): outer membrane
Source: RefSeq, a predicted model, not a curated record